Molecule: messenger RNA, 1402 nt
Organism: Pectinophora gossypiella (pink bollworm)
Lineage: Eukaryota; Metazoa; Arthropoda; Insecta; Lepidoptera; Gelechiidae
Exons: 2
Coding region: 322-1053 (243 amino acids)
Biological process (GO): regulation of transcription by RNA polymerase II
Cellular component (GO): nucleus; transcription regulator complex
Source: RefSeq, a predicted model, not a curated record
UGGCAUAGAGACGUGCCGUCUAUGCCAAACUUUAUUUUUUUUAAAGUACGCGUUCCCGCGCGAUUGCUAUCAUCCGCUUAAUUCAAAGUGCCGCUUUUUUUCAGGUCUUUUUAAGUGCGAAUUACUCCUGUUCAAUUUUCUUGAUGUGAUUCAGUGAAAAUCCUGUUCUACAGGGCUUUGAUGUUUUAAAAUUAGUCUGUGUUUUGUGAGCGACGAUGCGUGACAAGGUCGAUUUAGGGACAAUUUAUAGCUGACAUAAUAUAGAUAAUUCUGAUUUUGACAAGUUUUAUAUCAGUGUAGUGUGUGAGUUUUAUUUUUAAAAUGACGGAUGACGAUAAUCGGAGUGAGAAGGAGGCGGCAGCAUUAGCUUCAGGUAUGGCGGCGAAACGCCAUUUUAAAAAGUUACGGGACUGCCAUCGGGAAGCCAUUCGACGACGGAAGUAUGCUACUGGGUCGGCAGCGGCGAACAUGAAACCUUGGAAAUAUGAAGCAGAGAUGGCGUUCUUAUUACCGCAUAUAGAAUUCCAAAAUAUACUGACUGCUCCCGUGUCCGCAGAAGAAGCACAACAUUUCCAUGAACAGUCAACGACGGAGACUUCUGACAAUGUUGAUACAGAAUCACCACCUCUGUCGUUAGAAGUUUCACUCGCAACUACAGACACCGAAAACAGAAAGAGAAGGAAACUUGAUGAAACUGCUACUCAGAUAUCACAAGAAAGAAGAGAGCAGUGGCAACACCAAAGAGACGAAUUUCGUCGUCCACAAGAUGCAUUGGCAACCCUAUUCGAGAGCUUGUAUCAAAAGACCCGAGAACUGCCGAAAUAUUUGCAACUAAGAGUGCAGAGGGAAAUUUUUGAGUCAGUAACUCGUGCUGAGGAGGAAGCUUUGGAUCCAAUCAGUACUUACUUGAGUCCGACAUCUUCAACGUCAAGUUAUGAAUGUGCUGGUGCAAGAAAUCAUCAAGCAAGCCCUGCAACCGGUGGAUCUACUGGAAGUAAACAGCCAACUUUAGAUGUGAAAUCCGAAAAGUUAGAUAGAUGCUACAUUGAGUGAAGUCUAGUGACUUAAAGAAUGAUAGAAUGAAUGUAAAAACACUUGAUUGCACAAACACAGAACAGGAACAAGGAAACUAAAAAUGGGUAAAGGCGGUGUUAUCGCUGUAAGCGAUCUCUUCCAGACAACCUUCGAUAGACAUUGGCGGCCCUAGCAAAAUAUUUGUGUUGCGCUAUUUUUCCUUUCGGGGGUUGGAACGUCAGAUAUGCAGUCGCUUCUGUAAAAAAGUGGACCUGUCAAAUCAUCAGAUUAAAAUGUGAUAACGCUAGGGAGAUGAUGAGGCUUUGUUAUUGAUAGUAUUGAGGUAUAUCUAAUUCACUUAUGUUAAGUAAUAAAAAAUAACAUAAUC